AUGCAUUACCAUAUAUUAUUGCUAGUUCUGCCGUACCUCGUUUCUUCUGCAAACCUCGAAUGUUUCGAGAAAUCGUCGCAAAAAUCACUUCUGGCUCGCCCUCUUUUGUCCCUAAAAGGUCUUUCGGUUCAAAAAUGCGUCGAAGCAUGCAUGGAAAUGCCACGUGAAUCUUGCAAAAGUUUCACCUACAAUCAAAAAUCAAAAAUGUGCCAAUUGAAUGGAAAAUCAAAAAUGGAUGUGAAAAUUGCGAAGAAUCCGAUGGCUGACUAUUAUCACCGAAAAUGCUUUGGAAAGGUUGCAAGACGUCGUGAUGUCACCCCAGGAAACGCAAACUGUUUCGCAGUGACUCCGGGAAAAGUUUUGAUCGGAAUUGUGGACCAACUGAUUCGUGAUGUUCCAUCAAUCACAUCUUGUCAAGAACAUUGCGCAAAUAGUCAAUCGAAACAUGAUGUCACUUGCAAAAGUGCUAUGUAUUACGAGGCUGAAAAGGAAUGCAUUAUUGCUUCACAGGCUAAAGCUGAUAUACCUGAUUUGUUUAUCGAUGAUGACAAGUCUGUGUACAUCGAGAAUUCCUGCCUUGAUGGUUCCGACAAAUCAAUUACUUUGAAAUCAUCAGAUGUGUUCAAAGGAUCUUCAAAGUUUUCAGAAGAUGAUGAAGUAUUUAAAAUUGAAAAAACAACGCUCGCUACUGUUCUUCAUAAAAGUGGGAUAUCCAGUGGGGAUGCGGGGACUAAGCUCGAAUUCUCUGGAUACGACGGACCCUCAGAUUCUGUGAGCAAACUAGAUCAAGAAGAUAUUUUAACAACGACCACUACAACGACAACGACAACCCCGAAACCAACGACAACGCAAAAAGCCGUUAAUCCACAUAUUGUUGAUUCAUACAAUGUUGUGAGCAAUACAAAAAGCGAUUAUGGUAGAAGAUUGAGGGACACAAGAGUCCGCGAGUGUUUCGUAGAAGUUCGACCCAAAGGAAAGGUUGAAGCAAUUCGUGUAGUCAAAGCGUACUCAUUGGAGCAAUGCACAGAUAUGUGCCGACUUUGUGUGAAAUGCUUAGCGAAACAGAAAAAGUGUCACGCGGUUGCGUUCGAUAUCACCCGCGAGUUGUGCGCACUCUCGGCCAAAACCAUCAUGGACGGCGGAAAAUUCACCGAUGACAUCAUUUAUCAUAAUAGAGUUGAUUGCUAA
Messenger RNA from Caenorhabditis bovis, 1188 nucleotides. NCBI's taxonomy places the organism in Eukaryota, Metazoa, Nematoda, Chromadorea, Rhabditida, Rhabditidae. The record is from the annotation of a GenBank genome assembly.